AUGGUACUCGACCGGGCCCAUAAGCAGCGAUCCUACGUCCACGAGGAUGAUCCUCCAGGAAACCCGGGACGUCCGAAAGAAACAAGUCAAAGAUCGCUUGGAUACCCCAACAAAUAUCAGUCACCUAUACCUUGGCAAAGCGAGAGCCCCUCGACAUUUACUGAGCCGAGGGUGAAGCAGGAUGAAGAGUACACAGUGACCCGACCACCAGAUGGCGCUUGGGGGUACAGAUACCCCAAUGGAACGUGGAAUGGCAUGGUGGGGAUGCUUAAGCGAAAGGAAGUAGACUUGGCAUUCGUUCCAUUCAGCGUCCUGUACACUAGAGCCCAAGUCCUGGACUACACGGCAACGCUCAUGAUCGACUACGGCAGGAUUCUGGCUCGGAAGGGCAAGACCGAAAUCAAUCCUUGGGGAUUCCUGAUGCCCCUCACGCCAGGCGUAUGGCUCUGUCUUCUGUCUUCUCUGGGACUGGUCAUGGCCGUCUCUUUUACUAUUUCUUCAUUUAUGCAGAAAUAUGAGUGGCCUUCAGAGUUUUCUUUAAGAAAUUACGUAAGAAUUUUCCUAAUCCAAGAUCUGGAAGAUAAAUCCGUCAAAGACGUAGCCAGAAGCAUCCUGGCAGCAGCGUGGAUGAUAGCACUGGUGGUCGUGAUGGAAAGUUACGCUGGGAAUCUGAGGUCUCUUCUGAUCGUCCGUUACGUACCGCAGCCGUACCACAGAGUUCGAGCUGUGUUGGAUGACCCUCGAAUCACGGUUCUGUGGAUGUCGGGAGGUUCAUAUCAGCAGAUCUUAUACAGCAUUGAAACGGGAGACUUCAAAGAGCUGGCAAAUGCGGAGAAGAGCAAGAUUUCCUACUUGGAAUUUACCAAUUUCGAGGACAAAGUCAUCACCAAAGUGUCCCGUGGGGAUCACGUCAUGAUGUGGGAGGGGCUCGCUCUCGAGAUCAUAUUGACUCGUCAUUACUCGGAGACGGGGACUUGCUUGUUCUGCCUCUCCAAGGAACGGUUCUUCCCCCUCAUGAGUGCUAUGGGUACCCAGAAAUUCAGUCCCCUCAUCCCAGCUCUUAAUAAAAGAACCCCCUUGCCGUUGGGGAGGGUCGUAUACUACCAUCAAACGGGCCAGAGUAACACCCGUCUCCUCUCAGAAGCUGGGAUCACUUCGGCCCGCACAUGGUCAUCACCUGCAGGUCGAGGUGUGACGCUGGAUGGGGAGGUCCAGAUAUCGCCAGGGAGCCUUUCGUCUUUAAGAAAACGUUUCUUCUUCGGGAAGUGUUAA
This is a messenger RNA of Macrobrachium nipponense, 1272 nucleotides long. Its product is annotated as glutamate receptor ionotropic, kainate glr-3-like. The transcript has 7 exons. Gene Ontology annotation, molecular function: ligand-gated monoatomic ion channel activity. Lineage: Eukaryota; Metazoa; Arthropoda; Malacostraca; Decapoda; Palaemonidae. The record is from RefSeq and is a predicted model, not a curated record. Gene Ontology annotation, cellular component: membrane. Bases 1 to 1272 code for a protein of 423 amino acids.